Messenger RNA from Humulus lupulus (European hop), 3126 nucleotides. Its product is annotated as U-box domain-containing protein 5-like. The record is from RefSeq and is a predicted model, not a curated record. Gene Ontology annotation, cellular component: cytoplasm; nucleus. Gene Ontology annotation, biological process: protein ubiquitination. The coding region runs from base 685 to 2697 and encodes 670 amino acids. Gene Ontology annotation, molecular function: ubiquitin-protein transferase activity. The transcript has 7 exons. Lineage: Eukaryota; Viridiplantae; Streptophyta; Magnoliopsida; Rosales; Cannabaceae.
AUUAUUGAUAAGCUAGCUUAACUUUUGACAUAUUCCUUCUCUCUUUUCUUCUCCAUUGGUGUAGUGACUGGUAAGAGAGUUUGAAUAGAUGAAGUGAUUAAGAGAUGAGGAUUGAAGAGAGACCAAUAGAUUCUUUUGUGAGCUAAUACUGAAAGAGUUGUGUAUGGUUCUGGUAUUUUUGUUUGUCUGUAGAUAUAUUUCUUUCAGUAGUAAAUUAAUUCUACCAGGAUGCAAGACAUACACCGGGAACACAAAACCUGAAAACCAUGUCUUGAUAACAUGCAAUUAUAUGUCGAGUUGGCACACCGGUCUUCAUUAGCAUACUGAGUUUUUGGGACUUUCCACUAGGAAAAUUGUGUUGAAGGUGCUUAAAUCAACUACUAAAAUGGAACGUAGUUCAGGUGUUCAGGAAAUCCCAUAUUAUUUCCAAGUUAAGGUAAAUAUAACAAGUGUGUUCUUCAUCAUUGGCUCAAGCAGAACAGUACGUACAAUUGGUGUUCGUUAUCUCUUUUUCUGUGGAUUUCUAGACAGAAUUCGAGUCCCGCAAAAAAAAAGGUGCAUCGAUUGAUAUGCGCAGAGCUCCUGAAAUUCCUUGAUAGAAUAUCACAGAUAUUUCCAGACAUCGAGUCUUCUCGACCACGAGGCUCAUCUGGAAUACCGGCACUAUGCUCAUUACAAGAUUCAAUGGAUAAAGCGAAGUCAAUUAUUCAGUACUGCUCUGAGUCCAGUAAACUUUAUUUGGCGAUUACUGGAGAAACGAUAUUGUCAAGAUGUGGAAGGAUACGUCAAACCUUGGAUUCUUGUCUAAGCCAAGUUCAAAAUAUGGUUCCAUUACUGCUGGCUGCAAAGAUAUCCGGAAUCAUUCAUGAUCUCAGGAAUGCAAAUUUUCUAUUUGAUUCUGCAGACGAAGAGGCCGGGAAGGCUAUACUAGCACUGUUGCAGAAGGACAUAGCUGCAACAAGCAAGGCGACCGGAAAAGAACUUGAGGCUCUUAAACUUGCAGCUCUAAAGCUUAAAAUUACAUCCCCUUUGGCAGUCUUAAUAGAGAAAAGGUCUAUUAAGAGGCUGAUUGAUAAAACAGAUAAUAGUUCCACAAGGAAAAAAAUAUUGAAGUAUCUUUUGUAUCUUCUAAGGAAAUAUGGGAAUGUGAUUUUGCAAUGCCAAAGCAAUACCACAUCUGCUGCUCAACUAGAAGAGUCACAGCUUGAGCUUGUUGAUGACAGUGGCUCACCUGAACCGCCUCAAGAAUUUAAAUGUCCCAUCUCUGGGAGGUUGAUGUAUGAUCCUGUGAUUAUUGCCUCUGGGAAGACAUUUGAGCGAAUUUGGAUAGAGAGGUGGUUCGACGAGUAUAAUGACACUUGCCCCAUAACUAAUACAAAGCUUGAUCACUUGUUAGUGACUCCAAAUUGUGCAAUGAAGGGACUCAUCACAAAAUGGUGUUCCAAGUAUGAAAUUCUUAUUCCUAAUCCGUGUCUGCAACCUUUUCCUGCUUCAAUUUCCAUGUCAAGAAUAUCAGGCUCCAGUUCAAUUGUCAGCUUUGGCAGUUUUAUGGACAACUUGAAACUUCAAGUCAGCAAUGUGUCCAUUCACUCUUCUAACAAUAGUUGUGGAUCAGAUUUAUCAGACAGCACUGGCAAUUGUGGUUUCAAGAAUGGGUUUGUUCAGAUGAAUUAUCAGUCUCAAAAUUCUCAUUCUUCUGAUUAUAGCCAUGAAAAUGUAUUAGGUUUGCUCUUCAAGUUAACCGAACUUUCUUGGGAAUCUCAGUGCAAGGCUGUGGAAGAUGUAAAGGAGAAAUUGGAAGGUAGUGACCAAGAAUAUCUUUGGGUGACUUCUGAAGAUUACGCUAAUCCAUUGAUCAAAUUUAUGAACAAAGCAAGAGAAUUGUGUGAUCUGAAAGCACAAAGAGAGGGAGCAAAGGUGCUUUCUGCAAUUUUGACUAAGAACAGAAAUGAAAUGCCACCCUUUCAAGGAGACUCCAUUUAUGUGUUGACAUCCUACUUAGAUUCAGAGAUCACUGGAGAAGCCCUUGCAAUCAUAGAACUUUUAUCUUAUGAACAGAGCUAUCAGUCUAUGAUGUUGGGUUCUGGUGUUCUUCCUUCCAUCUUAAAAGUCCUUCAAACUCAGACAAGAGAAUUUCACAUUCUUUCUAUGAAGAUACUGAGUAAUCUAUCCACAGACAGUGACAUAAGUUACCACAUGGUGUAUUUGGAUUACAUCCCAAAGCUGGUUCGAUUUUUGGAUGACACACUUCUUUCGGUGUAUGGCAUUGAAAUCAUAAAGAAGUUAUGUAGCAUUGAGGAGGCCAGGGUAGCAGUUGCUGAUAACAUUGAAUGGGUUGCUGCCAUUGGAAAACUACUAGAGCAACGUGGAGAGGAACAAGAACAUGCAUUGGACAUUCUACAGUCGCUAUGCCACGAUGGACCUCAAUAUUGUCAACUGGUUAUGAGUGAAGAAAUCGUCCAAUCUUUAUUCCAUAUAUCAGAAAAUGGAAACGCGAAGGGGCAAUCAAUUGCACGAGAAUUACUCAAGCAUUUAGGGCAUACGACAUGUCAUAAUUCUCCAGUACUUUCAACUCCUAAUGCAUUUUCGGAGGUUCGUACCCCAUCAUCCUCAUGCGACUCCAAAAAACAGAGAACAUCUUCCAGAGGGUUUUGGUUGCUGGGUAGGGAUAUGUCAAUAUUCUCAAGAGGCAGAUAGCUUUUCUUUUCUUGAGUGACCCUGGAUUUGAUGACUACACACAAGCACAAACACAACACAACACAAGGUCCCUAGUGUCUAUGGACUUCUCUGUUGAAAUCGCUAUUCCCACUUUGCCUUAUUGCAAAACCUAAGUUCAGGCAGCAGUCCAUGCAUAGUAAAUAUAGAUCACCUAGUCCAUUGGAUUGAAAAGAAUUGAGCGCAACAUUGUCAUAGUUAAGGCUAUGGGUAUGGGGUUUGAACUUUUGGUUCAUCUUUUGAUUAGAAAUGUGGACUCGUGGUGCUUUUGUAGAAAUCAGCUAGUUUAUCGUUGAGAGAUUAGAGGAAUGGUUUUGUCCGGGAAGAAGAGAGUGUAUAUGAUAAUAAAUGUAAUGAUAGUGUUUAACAACGUUAUCAAGUCACUACAAUAAAAUAGGCAUUUAAUGGCUA